AUGCACACGGACCCACGCACACGUACCUACGCACACGGACCCACGCACACGUUCCUACGCACACGACACACACAGUCUGUUCGUACACAGCCCCAGGUUAUCGCCAGGAAGCCCCGGGGCCCCCAGAAGCCCCAGGGCCCCCGGAAGCCCCAGAAGCCCCAGAGCCCCCGGAAGCCCCAGAGCCCCAGGAAGCUCCAGAAGCCCCAGGAAGCCCCGGGGCCCCCAGAAGCCCCAGGGCCCCCGGAAGCCCCAGAAGCCCCAGAGCCCCCGGAAGCCCCAGAGCCCCAGGAAGCUCCAGAAGCCCCAGGAAGCCCCAGGGCCCCAGAAGCCCCAGGGCCCCCGGAAGCCCCAGAAGCCUCAGAGCCCCCGGAAGCCCCAGAGCCCCAGGAAGCUCCAGAAGCCCCAGGAUGCCCCAGAGCCCCAGAAGCCUCAGGGCCCCAGGAAGCCCCAGAGCCCCAGAAGCCUCAGAGCCCCCGGAAGCCCCAGAAGCCUCAGGGCCCCAGGAAGCCCCAGAAGCCCCAGGGCCCCCGGAAACCCCAGAAGCCCCAGAGCCCCCGGAAACCCCCGAAGCCCCAGGGCCCCAGGAAGCCCCAGAAGCCUCAGGGUCCCAGGAAGCCCCAGAAGCCCCAGAGCCCCAGGAAGAAGCCCCAGAAGCCCCAGAGCCCUAGGAAGCCCCAGGGCCCCAAGAAGCCCCAGAAGCCUCAGGGCCCCAGGAAGCCCCAGAAGCCCCAGAGCCCCAGGAAGUCCCAGAAGCCCCAGGGCCCCAGGAAGCCCCAAAAGCCUCAGGGCCCCAGGAAGCCCCAGGGCCCCAGGAAGCCCCAGGGCCCCAAGAAGCCCCAGAAGCCCCAGGGCCCCAGGAAGCCCCAGAAGCCCCAGAGCCCCAGGAAGCCCCAGAAGCCCCAGGGCCCCAGGAAGCCCCAAAAGCCUCAGGGCCCCAGGAAGCCCCAGGGCCCCAAGAAGCCCCAGAAGCUCCAGGGCCCCAGGAAGCCCCAGAAGCCCCAGAGCCCCAAGAAGCCCCAGAGCCCCAGAAGUCUCAGGGCCCCAGAAAGCCCCAGAGCCCCAGAAGCCUCAGAGCCCCAGGAAACCCCAGAAGCCUCAGAGCCCCAGGAAGCCCCAGAAGCCUCAGAGCCCCAGGAAACCCCAGAAGCCUCAGAGCCCCAGGAAACCCCAGAAGCCUCAGAGCCCCAGGAAACCCCAGAAGCCUCAGAGCCCCAGGAAGCCCGAGAAGCCUCAGGGUCCUAG
Messenger RNA from Antechinus flavipes (yellow-footed antechinus), 1242 nucleotides. Its product is annotated as basic salivary proline-rich protein 1-like. The record is from RefSeq and is a predicted model, not a curated record. Lineage: Eukaryota; Metazoa; Chordata; Mammalia; Dasyuromorphia; Dasyuridae. Bases 1 to 1242 code for a protein of 413 amino acids. The transcript has 3 exons.